Messenger RNA from Lecanosticta acicola, 1056 nucleotides. NCBI's taxonomy places the organism in Eukaryota, Fungi, Ascomycota, Dothideomycetes, Mycosphaerellales, Mycosphaerellaceae. The record is from the annotation of a GenBank genome assembly.
AUGCGAGUGUCACAAGCUCAUAUCGCUGGCAUCGGAGUCACUGGAGGAUCCAAACAUACACGGACCCGAAUAGACAAACUUGCGAUUUCUGCUGCCACAAAGGCCCUCCUGGAUGCCGGUGUAACCUAUGGUUGUGUUGAUCUGACCGUCGCCAGCUUUCUGGACGAGACUCGAAUUCCUCCAAAAUGCUUGGACGCGUUCGGCAAGCACGGUGCGCCUGUGUGUCAGGUCGAUAAUACCCUUGGACUGUUCACUGCCGCACAAGCUGUGAAGUCGAAGCAGUCGGAAUGUGUGCUUCUCUUGAGCAUUGACACAGACGAGCAACGAUCGGAGGUUCGUGCAGCAUGACUUGUCAAGAGAACUGACAGAUGUACUGAUCUGGCACAGCUGUCAAUCGUCGGGAUGAUCUUGGUAUCGGAUCUCUUCUUGACAUCUCAUGCAUAUCUGAAAGAUGGCGCAGUGACGGUGUCCGGCUACUCGUCAACCAGCAGCAUAUAUUCACAAUCGCUCGGAGGCCCGGACUUCCCGCGAACGAUUAGGACCGCUGUCAAUGCAGCCUUGAGACAAGCUCGCAUAGAGCAAAGAGACAUUCAAGUCUUGGAAAUCCGGAACAGCUCUGAUUCGAAUACCAAACAGGCCCUAGAACAGUUCGAGGUUGCUCCACGAAUAUCGGAAGGCGUAAAACACACAUUUACUGGCACGACGGGUUCAUACGGUUUAUGCGGUCUUGUGUGGCAAUUGCGUGGCUGGGCCAACGAUCCACCCUCCAAGGCAUUGAAUUGCUUACAGAUUACGCUGAGUCUCGACGGAUCUGCGAAUGCCAUAGUCCUCUGCCGCGCCGAUGGUAGGUCGGCACUGACUUGGGAAGAAAUUCGCAAUGUCCGUGACGGUCGGGAACGUUUGGGCUAUAACCCUGCUGUUCAGACAAACGAGAUUACGCGCGAGGACUUGAUCAAUGUCAGCACGAAGAGACAUUUCGUUCCACUCGACAAUCACGGGGACACCCUCGAGCUGAGCGUCAAAGGCGGAGACCGAGCAGCAUUAGCUCGUCUAUAG